AUGCUCAAGUCGACGCACAGAUCUGCGGGCCUGCAGCCCUCGACGUCUCUGCCCGAAGGAUGGACCGAACACACGGCACCGAGUGGCCACAAGUACUACUACAACAAAUCCACAAAAUCUUCCACCUACACCCGGCCAACUAUUGAAACCACUGCCGCCAACCAGGGAGAAGAGCCGCUCUUCGCCGAGGAAGCGGGCCCUGAUCCGAUUGUGCAAGCAACUCUCCGCGCACAGGAAGACUUUGCCCGUCAAACAGCCCAGCCCGGACAUUUCACUGGCGGAAACAGCUAUCAACAGCGUCCGCCUCGGAGAGGACAUGGCGGCGACAGACCGAAGACAAAGGCCGCCAUUCCGGACUGUGGCGCUUGGGUGCUGGUAACCACGAAGUUCGGUCGGAGAUUUGUACACAACACGGAGACGAAGCAGAGCUUGUGGAAGUUCCCACAGGAUGUGAUGAUGAAGGUUAUUGACAUGGACCGGGCUGAGUGGGAAAGAAAGCAGAGAGCUAAGGCAAUCGAUGAUGCUCAAGCGGAGAAGACGACGAAGGAUGACGGCACGAUGACUGUACCGAAAUCAGCCAACGAAGCCGCAGACAAGGCCGACCCGCCUCAGCAGGAUGGCGACGAGUCCUCCGACUACGAGGAAGUGGAAGUCACCGACGACGAGGCCGAAGGGGAGCCAGGCAUCGCACCCAAACGCCCACGCCUGUCCGUCACACCACCACCCGCGACCGGUCCCGCAGAACUCACCGAAGACGACAUAGCCUACCAGCUCGCAGCCAUGGAAGCCGACUCGGACAACUACUACGACGAAGACUAUCCCAACUCCCAACCCGGCGACCAAGACGACGAGGAGGAAGGUCUCCCGAUGACCGCUUCCGACUCCGUCGCCCUGUUUCGCUCCCUGCUCGACUCCACCAAUACCAGCCCCUACACCACCUUCGACUCCCUGCUCGUCCUCCCACAACUGGUCGAGGAUGGCCGUUGGCUCUCCCUCCCCAAUAUGUCUUCCCGUCGCGACGCCUUCACGUCCUGGUCGCGUGAUCGCGUCGCUGAACUCGCCGCACUGAAGGAGCAGCAACAGGCUGCUGCCGCGGCUGCAGCCGAUGCAGCGGAUUCAGAUCCAAAAGUGCAGUACCUCUCCUUCUUGGCCGAGAAGGCCACCCCCAAGCUCUACUGGCCGGAGUUCAAGCGAAAGUACAAGCGCGAGGAGAUCAUGAAGGCGUAUGAGCCCAGCGACAAGGACAAGGAGAAGAUCUAUCGAGACUUUGUGGGGAAGUUGAAAUUGGGUUCUGGAGCAAGGCGGAAAGAGCUUGUCGACUUACUCAAGAGCGCUGAGAAGGACGGUGGAAAGAUUCCCCUGAAAGUCAAGCGAGAUGUCAGGUACUGGGCUGUGAGUCAGGCAGAGCGGGACGAGGUUGUUGGUGCUUGGCUGGGAUGA
Molecule: messenger RNA, 1440 nt
Organism: Cyphellophora attinorum
Lineage: Eukaryota; Fungi; Ascomycota; Eurotiomycetes; Chaetothyriales; Cyphellophoraceae
Product: Pre-mRNA-splicing factor dre4
Exons: 1
Coding region: 1-1440 (479 amino acids)
Cellular component (GO): nucleus
Molecular function (GO): RNA polymerase binding; transcription coregulator activity
Source: RefSeq, a predicted model, not a curated record